UGGAGGAGGUGGAGGAGCCUGAGCAGGUGGAAGCCGCUCCGUGUCGCUGCUGCUGCCCUUCAUUAGAAACACAAUCCCGCUGGGGAGGGACGACACCGCACACUGAGCAGCACGCAGGGGAACCAGUCACCUCACAAACCUGCACCGGGCUCUCUCUUUAUUCUACUGGGAGGAGGACAAGCGGGAGGGAAGCCAGUAUAGGAACCAGUGCGGGAUUUAUUCUGGGGGAAAUAACAAACAAGCGAGCGAAGAGAGCGGAGAAAAACUUCCAGGAAUGACCGGGUUUCUGUGAGCCUGACGACCCGGUGGAUCGAGUUUGCUGAGAGAGGAGGAAGACGAGGAGGAGGAAGAAGAAGAAGAAGUGAUCUCCUCUCCUCAUAUUUCACUGGGGACUGAACUCUGUGGACCACCGAUCAUCUGUGGACUUUGACUCUGCGCGUCCGAACACUGUCCUCCUCCCGAUCCGCUGUCAUUCAUAAAAGCGACGUUUUUAAAAACCCUAGGAGCUGCUCCUCAGAUCCCGCUGCCAUGGGGGAGCAGCCAAUCUUCACCACCAGGGCCCACGUCUUCCAAAUCGACCCGACCACCAAGAAGAACUGGGUUCCUGCCAGCAAGCAGGCUGUCACUGUCUCCUAUUUUUACGACAGCACACGCAACAGCUACCGCAUUAUCAGCGUGGAUGGAUCCAAGGUGAUCAUCAACAGCACCAUCACACCCAACAUGACGUUCACCAAGACAUCGCAGAAGUUUGGCCAAUGGGCCGACAGCAGGGCCAACACGGUGUUUGGACUGGGCUUCGCUUCGGAGCAGCAGCUGAGCAAGUUCGCUGAGAAGUUCCAGGAGGUAAAAGAAGCGGCCAAGCUAGCGAGGGACAAAUCUCAAGAGAAGGUGGACACGCUGAGUAAUCACUCCCAGGAGUCCGGCCCUGACACGCCCUCCUCCAACCAGGCGUCCAGCAUCAAUGGGACAGAUGAUGAGAAAUUCUUUCAUGUGGGUCCAGAGGAUGCCGUGCUGCAGACGGAGAACGAUCAGCUGAAGAGUGCAGUAGAGCAGAGCAACACCAACGCCAAAAAGUGGGAAACAGAGCUGCAGACUUUGAGAGAGAAUAACGCCAGGCUGGUGGACGCACUCCAGGAGUCUUCGGCUAAUGUGGAGAGCUGGAAAAAACAACUUAGUACCUGCAAGGAGGAGAGUGACACGCUCAGGGAAAAGAUUGCUGCACUAGAAUCCCAGUGUAACGAAGCCAAUCAGGAGAAGCAGCAAAACGCGACACUGAGUGUACGAGUGCAGGAGCUGGAGGCGGAGCUACAGGACAAAGAGCAGGAGCUGGAGAACCUGAGGAAGCAGGCGGAGAUCAUCCCUCAGCUCAUGGCAGAGUGCGAGAGCAUCACGGAGAAACUGCAGGUUGCAGAGUCGAGGAACAAGGAGCUGGAGGGCCGGGUGGAGGGUCUGCAGCUGGACAUAGACGACAGUCGGCAGAAGCAGGGCGACAUGAAGGGCGAGCUGAAGAAGUUCAUGGAUAUUCUGGACGGAAAGAUCGACGAGCUGCACGAGGUCCGGCAGGGCCUCUCCAAGCUCGGCGUCGAUAAUUGAGAAAAGUGGCACGGAGCCGAAAGGGUCAGAGGUCAGGUACGAAUGAGUCACUACAGUACGUCUUCAGGCCAGAAAACUAUG
Messenger RNA from Limanda limanda (common dab), 1674 nucleotides. It is a transcript of the gene homer2, whose product is annotated as homer scaffold protein 2. Gene Ontology annotation, biological process: G protein-coupled glutamate receptor signaling pathway; regulation of store-operated calcium entry. NCBI's taxonomy places the organism in Eukaryota, Metazoa, Chordata, Actinopteri, Pleuronectiformes, Pleuronectidae. The record is from RefSeq and is a predicted model, not a curated record. Gene Ontology annotation, molecular function: G protein-coupled glutamate receptor binding. The transcript has 9 exons. Gene Ontology annotation, cellular component: cytoplasm; postsynaptic density; plasma membrane. Bases 529 to 1593 code for a protein of 354 amino acids.